AUCUCCUACAAAGGAUGUGUUGCACAGCUCUUUUUUUUUGUUUUCUGCGCAAAUACAGAGUAUUUUUUCCUGACCAUCAUGUGCUAUGACCGCUACGUGUCCAUCUGCAAACCCCUGCACUAUGAGACCCUCCUGGGAAGCAGAGCUUGUGCCCACAUGGCAGCAGCUGCCUGGGCCAGUGGCUUUCUCUAUUCACUGAUGCACACAGCCAAUACAUUUUCCCUGCCCCUGUGCCAUGGCAAUAACCUGGGCCAGUUCUUCUGUGAAAUUCCUCAGAUCCUCAAGCUCUCCUGCUCCAAGUCCUAUCUCAGGGAACUGGGGCUUCUUGCUGUUAGUGCCUGUUUAGGACUUGGGUGUUUUGUGUUCAUUGUUUUCUCCUAUGUGCAGAUCUUCAGGGCUGUGCUGAGGAUCCUCUCUGAGCAGGGACGGCACAAAGCCUUUUCCACAUGCCUCCCUCACCUGGCUGUGGUCUUUUUGUUCCUCAGCACUGCAAUGUUUUCCUAUCUGAAGCCAGCCUCCAUCUCCUCCCCAUCCCUGGAUGUGGCAGUGACAGUUCUGUACUCAGUGGUGCCUCCAGCCCUUAACCCCCUCAUCUACAGCCUGAGGAACCAGGAGCUCAAGGCUGCAGAGUGCCUGUUCUGGGAAAAUGUGGCAGGAAUGCUGCUCUCUGAAGGGUUUGAGUGCCUUGGAUAA
This is a messenger RNA of Melospiza melodia melodia, 693 nucleotides long. RefSeq names its product olfactory receptor 14J1-like. The record is from RefSeq and is a predicted model, not a curated record. Lineage: Eukaryota; Metazoa; Chordata; Aves; Passeriformes; Passerellidae. The transcript has 2 exons. The annotation marks the transcript as partial. Gene Ontology annotation, molecular function: G protein-coupled receptor activity; olfactory receptor activity. Gene Ontology annotation, cellular component: plasma membrane. Gene Ontology annotation, biological process: detection of chemical stimulus involved in sensory perception of smell; G protein-coupled receptor signaling pathway.